Molecule: messenger RNA, 715 nt
Organism: Nezara viridula (southern green stink bug)
Lineage: Eukaryota; Metazoa; Arthropoda; Insecta; Hemiptera; Pentatomidae
Source: the annotation of a GenBank genome assembly
CUUGCGUAUACAAUAUAUAUUUUUUUUAAUUAUCUACUAUUUUCACUUGUAGUUCAAGAUCAUUCGAAUUUAAUAUGGAUAAAAGAAGCUAUUAUUGACCCAACAUGGAGUUUUAAGGGAAAAUUUAAGAUGAUAGUGCUAGACAAGAAUGGGCACCGGAUCUUCCCACACAAAGCCUUCUUCGGACCAAGCCUCCAGGAACGCCACUUCGCCCAAGAGUACCGAAGAGACGAGGAAGUUCCAGGACGAGUCCUGGAGGUCUCGCAGCGUCGGCAAGGAGAUCAACUACUCCGUUAGCGGGCGAGGGGAUGCUGUCAGCGUAGUGAGGAGUAUCAAGUCGACCAGCUGCGGCGACAGCCCUCCUUCGCAGCACACCCAAGCUGUCAGGCCCAACUCACAGAUCCGAGGAAUCCCCUGUAUUGAUGUCGUCAACACAGACAUGCCGCAGGAGAGGCAAGAAUUCGCUAUAGAAAUAAUGAUGAAAGCUGUUCGAAACGUCAGAAUGUUUAGGGACGUAGCAGAAGUCGUGAAGAAGGAAAUGGAUAUCAAAUUCGGAUCUGCUUGGCAAUGUGUUGUUGGUCGCGAGUUCGGCAUAAAUAUAUCACAUAUGUACGGAUACUUUCUGUUCGUGACGUUGGAUAGCCUGGCCAUUCUCCUGUAUAAAACGGACUAAAUAUAUUUGUUGACAUUAUGUAAAAUAUAAAAAUUAAUACUU